AGGAAGCUAUGUAUGGCAGCCAGGCUAGUGAGCGCAGCUUCACGUACUACAAGGAUGACGUAUGCAACCUCCCUAUCCAAGGAAGCAUGACGGAGGAAACCUGGGAGACAUUCCGGAAAAAGUAUGGAAGUAUGCUGAAACAAGACACUGGCGAAUGGCUCAGUAUGAAUAAUGCUGCUCUACAACAAUGGCGUGGCAAAGAGGAAUUCAAAGAUGAAUGCCCAGUUGAUAAAAAGCAACUGAAGAAAAUAAAAAAGACAGAAGCAUUUGCUACCAUGUACUUUCUGGAGUAUCUUGACAUUUUGAAGAAGGUUGAAGAAGAGAAGGUUUCAACAAUGUUGUUUCACAACUGUACUGACAAUAACAACAGCCUGGCACAGUUCAAGCAGAUCAAAGGCGUCCUGUGUUAUCUGCUUGUUGGCACUGCCAGUCGGUCUAAUACCAACGUUGGGAGUUUCGAGAUGAACCUCAGUACUGACAUCGUACAACGAUCCAACAUUACGACAACCAUGGAACGUAUGAUGAAGUACGGAUCCUGUAUCGGAAAGAAAUCGGUUAAGAAAUGUUCGCGUGGGUUAAAACUGUUUAAAGGUUGUAGAGGGAAAAAGAGAGGGGGAGGACGAAGGAAAGGGGGCAAGGGGGGGAGGAGGACAGAUAAGCAUUAAUACCAGCAAGAUGUAAACAAAAUACAUUUAACAUUCAUAAAAAUUAGUUCUGUGUGUAAAAUAUCCUCAGUUGAAACAUUUUAUUAUGAAAAACAUUGUCGUCGAGUUUAUGAAUGUAUGGUCUUUCUAGGGAUCAUAUUUUACAACAGAAAAUUAUGGAACUAAAGUUCCGCUAUGCUUGAAAUCAAAUGUUCAACUUGAACACAGUCCGAGCGUCUGUGAAGUCUGUGAGACAUUGUGUGACAGGGACAUAUGUGAAUGUCCAUCGUUUACGGGUUUUAGUCAUUUUCAGCAUUAUCGUUUAUUUAUUUUGUAUUUAUUUGCCAAGACAUACCACGCUGGUAUGAUGGUAUUGGUGCAAUGACUUUGUUCAUGUGAGAAUGUCUUCAUAUUUAUAGAGCAAUCUGAUUUUUCUUUUAAAGAAAACAUUUACUGUUCACACGUUUUAAAAAUGUGAGUUGAUGUGAGUUAAUGUGAGGUGAUGAAUGCAUAUAUAUGUAUACCCAGGAAAUACCUGAGCGUUUGUGAUCCUGUGUAACUGGUUGUCAGUACAUCUAUGGUGAAUUUGCAAUAAAAAUAUUUAAACACUUUUA
Molecule: messenger RNA, 1258 nt
Organism: Haliotis rubra (blacklip abalone)
Lineage: Eukaryota; Metazoa; Mollusca; Gastropoda; Lepetellida; Haliotidae
Exons: 4
Coding region: 9-665 (218 amino acids)
Source: RefSeq, a predicted model, not a curated record